Molecule: messenger RNA, 3308 nt
Organism: Neofelis nebulosa (Clouded leopard)
Lineage: Eukaryota; Metazoa; Chordata; Mammalia; Carnivora; Felidae
Gene: ARSD
Product: arylsulfatase D
Exons: 10
Coding region: 610-2394 (594 amino acids)
Molecular function (GO): arylsulfatase activity
Source: RefSeq, a predicted model, not a curated record
AGAAAUGUAUUCUUUCGAAGCUCUGCAGGCCGGAAGCCCCCCAGCAAGGCGCGGGCAGGGACGGGGGCGGUAGGGCAAACUAGGCCCACUCCCAAGCCAGCGGGGAACGUUCAUUCCCAAUUCCUAUCUGCCCCAAAUGCAGAACUGAGCUGGAAGGAUAACACGGGAGCUAAGUAGCCCCGCUCACAUUCUCCACACACCCCACCCCCCCCAAACUUGGACACAGAGUAGGAGUCUGCGUCCAGGACCUUGGCAUUCACAUCCUGCCUGCCUGCCCGCACGCCGUCAGUCCCCAGACCUUUCCGGAACUCGCUGGAAAGCGGGGGUCGCUGGCCGAGGCCUGCCGGAGGCUCCCCGUGCCCAGGCCCAGCCAGGAGGAAUCAUCCCCUCCCCUCCUGCACCCCAGUCUCCGGGGAGUGUCCGCCCGGAGGCGGCCGGACCCCGGAAAACCUGUUUCCGAGAUCAAUUCCCGGAGGCCCCCGGGCGCCUGCGGAUCAAGCGGGUUGGGGCGGGGCGCGGCCCUGCUCUCCGGAGGGCUCAGCUGCCGGGGCGGGUCCCCGCAGGGGCAGGCUGGGGACAAGGUCCUGCGCGCCCGGCCCGCGCGCGGCCAUGGGACCCGGGGCUCGGAGGGGACGCGCCGCGCCCGCUGCCAGGGACUCUUGGUGGGUUCUACUCGGUCUCAGUUUGCUUCUGAGGACUUCGGGGUUCCAAGCAGCAAAUGCCUCUAAACCCAACAUUCUACUGAUAAUGGCAGAUGAUCUUGGCAUUGGGGAUCUUGGUUGCUAUGGAAACAAUACCCUGAGGACACCCAAUAUUGACCGGCUUGCAGAGGAAGGCGUGAGGCUCAACCAGCACUUGGCAGCCGCCCCCCUGUGCACCCCGAGCAGAUCUUCCUUCCUCACGGGGAGACACUCCUUGAGAUCAGGCAUGGAAGCCCAUGAUGGGUACCGCGCCCUCCAGUGGAACGGGGGAUCGGGUGGACUCCCUGAGAAUGAAACCACGUUUGCAAGAAUCCUGCAGCAACAAGGUUAUGCAACCGGCCUCAUAGGGAAAUGGCACCAGGGCGUAAAUUGUGAAUCCCGCACUGACCACUGCCACCACCCACUGAACCACGGAUUUGACUAUUUCUAUGGCAUGCCUUUCACGCUUGUGAAUGACUGUGACCCAGGCAGGCCCCCGGAAGUGGACGCCAGCACGAGAGCGAGGCUGUGGUUUUACACCCAGGUGGCGGCAUUGGGAGUGCUGACCGUUGCUCUUGGCAAGAUUUGCGGGUUAAUCUCUGUGCCCUGGAAAGCCGUCCUGGGUGCGGCCAGCCUCGUCUUCCUCUUUUUUGUCUCCUGGUAUGCCAGCUUCGGGUUUGUGCGUCGUUGGAACUGUAUCCUGAUGAGAAACCAUGACGUCACAGAGCAGCCCAUGGUUUUGGAAAGAACUGCGCAUCUCAUGCUACAGGAGGCAGUUUCCUAUAUUGAAAGAAAUAAGCACGGGCCAUUCCUCCUCUUUGUGUCCUUGCUACAUGUGCACAUCCCCCUGGUCACCACAAAACAGUUUCUCGGGAAAAGCCAGCACGGCUUAUAUGGUGACAACGUUGAGGAGAUGGAUUGGCUGGUAGGUGAAAUCCUUCAGGCCAUUGAAGAAAACGGUCUGAAAAACAUGACAUUUGCGUACUUUACCUCUGAUCACGGAGGACAUUUGGAGGCAAGAGACGAACGCGGCCAGCUGGGGGGAUGGAAUGGAAUAUUCAGAGGUGGCAAAGGGAUGGGGGGCUGGGAAGGCGGCAUCCGCGUCCCGGGGAUCUUCCGGUGGCCUGGGGUGCUGCCAGCUGGCCGAGUGAUCCACGAGCCCACCAGUCUGAUGGAUGUCUUCCCCACCGUGGUCGAGCUGGGGGGUGGCCACAUGCCCCAGGACAGGGUGAUCGAUGGCCGUAGCCUGGUGCCCUUGUUGCAAGGGACUGCCGAGCACUCAGCACACGAAUUCCUGUUUCAUUACUGCGGGAAGUAUCUGCACGCAGCACGCUGGCACGAGAAAGACAGCGGAAGACUCUGGAAGGUUCACUAUAUGACACCGCGAUUCCACCCCAAGGGGGCGGGGGCCUGCCACGGCCAAGGCGUGUGCCCCUGCUCCGGGGACGGCGUGACCCAGCACAGCCCGCCUCUGCUCUUCGACCUGUCCAGGGACCCUUCGGAGACGCGGCCCCUGUCCCCUGGCUCGGAACCCCGGUACCACGCGGUGCUGGCGCGGGUGCAGGAGGCGUUGGAACAGCACAGGAGGACCCUGAGUCCUGUGCCCCCCCAGUUUUCCCUGGGCAACAUCGUCUGGAAGCCGUGGCUGCAGCCGUGCUGCGGAACCUUCCCCUUAUGCGCGUGCAUGCAGGAUGGAGACCCCAGCGAGGCGUGACCUCACCCUCGGCCACGGUGCCCGUCAUCCAACACAGGUUGGCGACCGGGUGCAGAGAAAGGAGCGCUCAUGCACCGUUGCUGGGAAUGCAGACUGGUGCAGCCACCCUGGACAACAGGAAGGCGGUUCUUCAAACAGUUAAAAGCAUACAUGCCCUACAGUCUAGUCUAGUGAUCGCGGUGUUGCAUCCACACGACUCCUGAAACAGAAUGCUAUGGGCACCAGUGACAGUCACAACAAAGUUUAUUACAAUGAGAGGCAAGGCUGACCGAUGGGGACCAACACUCUUGAUAAGAGUGCGGCCCCGAACAGCCGGGGUACAGAGUUUUUAAAGCCGAUCACAUCGUUUUAUCACUAUCUGGGAACAGAACAGAGAAACAGUUCCCAGAGGAGUCAGAAACAGUUAUCGAAUGAGGUGAUUGUUUUAGACUUUCUGCUGCUAAGUUGCAACCAGGGGAUCUCUUUGCCCUUGUCUCUGAUGCUCUUUUUUUGAGCUUUUGUUUCCUUCAUUGGUAAAGCCUGAUUCACAAGAGUAUGAAGUAUGAUUUACAAGAGUAAAAGAGCGUAAGACUGGCUGCCAGGGUCUGGGGGAGGCGGGGAGGGGGGUGGUCGGAGGGCAGGAGCUUCCAGUUGUAAGAGGUCUACGUUGUGCCCGCCUCACGGUCCACGUAGAUUAUAGCUCCUAAUACAGUGGUAUAUACUUGAACUCUGCAGAGAGCAGAUGUCUGGUGUCCUCACCGCGCACACAGGGGGCGAUCACGACUGCAGGUGGCAGCUGGGCUCAUGAACGAGACUGGGGCGCUCAUUUCAUGAUGGACACGUGCAUUGAAUCGUCACGCUGUCCUCCGUCAAUACAUACAAUUUGAUGUGUCACUUCUACCCCAAGAAAGCUGGGAAAUAAAUGCUUAAAUUUU